CUCUUAUUACGUUUAUAUUUUCAGGAUCUUCGUUUUCUUCUUUCGUUGCCCGUGACCCAUAUAUAGAUGGGUGAGAUUGAAUUAAAGACUGCACCGGGUGACUCUCGCUUCCCUACUACAAAUCAAAGCAGACACUGUUUCACUCGCUACAUAGAAUUUCACAGAUGUGUGGCGGCAAAAGGUGAAGGUGCUGAAGAAUGUGAGAAGUUUGCUAGAUACUAUCGUUCUCUUUGCCCAGCUGAAUGGGUUGACAGGUGGAACGAGCAGAGGGAGAACGGUGUUUUCCCAGGCCCUUUGUGAUUUGAACAAAUCUGGUCUAGUAUGAAGUUUAUUGUUUGCUUCAAGUUGGUUUAUUUGUUGGAAUUAGUUGGUUAAAUAAGAGUUAUCCGUUAUGGAUGGGUAACGUUACCUAUUAAACACUUGGGUUU
Messenger RNA from Erigeron canadensis, 428 nucleotides. RefSeq names its product cytochrome c oxidase subunit 6b-3-like. Lineage: Eukaryota; Viridiplantae; Streptophyta; Magnoliopsida; Asterales; Asteraceae. The transcript is spliced from 4 exons. Gene Ontology annotation, cellular component: mitochondrion; respiratory chain complex IV. The record is from RefSeq and is a predicted model, not a curated record. The coding region runs from base 67 to 300 and encodes 77 amino acids.